Messenger RNA from Rotaria socialis, 330 nucleotides. The record is from the annotation of a GenBank genome assembly. NCBI's taxonomy places the organism in Eukaryota, Metazoa, Rotifera, Eurotatoria, Philodinida, Philodinidae.
AUGCCCACUAGUACUGCGUACAGAACAGUAUAUAUACCUCGCAAUACACGUACAGAACGAUUGAUUGAACGGCCGCUGUAUCCAUCAUAUGAACAAUUAUUAGCGACACAGUGGAGUAAUGCUCCGCCGUACACAGUAAGCAGCACUGCAACCCAAUUAAGCAGAAACGCUGAGAACACUUCUGUCGUCAUAACACCACUCAGAGGCUUGAUUAUGGUAUUGCUGGGUGUAGGUGCUGCUUUGGCGAUUACCAUCCCAGUCACUGUUUCUCUUUACGAGAGUUCGUGUCCACCUAAAAAAUUCAACUUUCUUCAGAAAAUCGAAAAUUGA